Messenger RNA from Lindgomyces ingoldianus, 2496 nucleotides. Its product is annotated as DUF1793-domain-containing protein. The transcript is spliced from 4 exons. The record is from RefSeq and is a predicted model, not a curated record. NCBI's taxonomy places the organism in Eukaryota, Fungi, Ascomycota, Dothideomycetes, Pleosporales, Lindgomycetaceae. The coding region runs from base 1 to 2496 and encodes 831 amino acids.
AUGCGACUGCUCGGCCUUGUCGCCGCGUCGUCAGCGCUUCUGGCAGGCGCUGCGGGCGCUUCAACACUCAAGCCGCCUGUUCUUCCCCUCAUUGUUCGCAACCCCUAUCUGAGUACGUGGCUAGGCAACGCGAGGGAGGAGCCGUGGAAGAAAUGGCCCAUGUUCUGGACUGGUAGUGAGGUCGGUUUUGGUGUUCUGGCUUCUCUUCCCGAUACGAAUGAAGUGUUCCCGCUGCUGGGCAAGCCCCAUGAUUCUUUGCGGAGCGAUGCGAAACAGCAACUAAUCGAUCUGUGCAGUUACAGCGUGUCAUACCCCACAUACAAAGGUGCAAAGUACGACGCCUCCACAACCAAUCUUACCUACGCCAUCCCACCGCCGCCUAAGUUCCCCGGUGCCGACGACCUCGAGAUCACCCUGUCCUUCCUCUCCCCAAUCACGCCAACGUCGACUCUGCGGCAGUCGAUUCCGGCGGCAUACCUAACUGUAUAUGUGGAGGGAACUUUCGACGUAACCAUCUACAUUGACGUCAACGGGCAAUGGGUGAGUGGAAAUCGCGGCAACGUGAUUGAGUGGAGCCUCAAUGAGCAAGAACCCGUCGAUAAGAAAUCCGGGUUGAAGACAUGGAAAGUCAAAAGAAGGACGGAGCAGAUUCUGACCGAAAGCUGGGAUCAACCGGAGUGGGGUCAGUUGCAUUUCACCGCACCCCUGGAUGUGCGCCAUGAGAGUGGCACCUCGGCUGAGCUGCGCCAACGGUUCGCGCGGACCGGAACAUUGCAAAAUGAGGUUGACGGAUCAUUCCGUGGAAUCAUGGACGAGGAGCCAGUCUUUGCCUUCUCCAAGGCUUUCAAACUGGAAAAGAAAACUAUGGGAACUGCCGCGACUAAGAGUGACAGCGUGCUAUUCACUAUUGCGCAUAUCCAGGAUCCUGUAACGCAGUAUGCCUCCGCUCGAGGUCUGACUCUUAUGCGGCCAUUGUGGAAGUCAUGGCUUAUUGACGAUGAGAGCCUCAUCCAGUACCAUUACGGAGAUUUUGCAAAUGCCAAUGCGCUGGCCAGCAACUACUCCGAACAGCUUCGUAUUGAUGCCUACAAGUCGGGAUCUACCAACUACGUUGACAUUGUCGCAUUGUCUGCCCGCCAAGCUAUGGGUGCCACGAGUUUUUCGGGCACUCCGGAGAACCCAUUGUUGUUCCUCAAGGAAAUCUCUUCUAAUGGGAACUCUCAGACGGUGGAUGUUAUCUUCCCAGCAUUUCCAUUCUUCUUGUACACUAAUCCGAGGUGGGCUGCAUAUCUCCUGGAGCCUUUGAUCGAGCAUCAGCUGAGCGGCCAAUACCCCAACAACUACUCCAUGCACGAUCUUGGCUAUCACUUUCCCAAUCUCACAGGCCAUGCGGACGGUCGCGACGAGUACAUGCCGGUUGAGGAAUGUGGUGACAUGCUCAUCAUGGGCCUGGCGCUCGUGAACUCCAUGAGCUACAACUCAGACGAAGAAGCUCAGUCGAUUUGGUCUACCAUUGGAGAUAAAACUGACUACAGCACACAGAAUGAGAAACCCUUUGCUUUAAUGAAUCUUGGAACCGUCAACGGCAUUUCCAACAUCGAUGAUACAUGGGGUGGGGGCACAAAGGGCGUGAAGCAGGCUCGGAAGUGGUUGGAACCAAGUUACGACUUAUGGAAAAAGUGGACUGGAUAUCUCAUCGAGUUCAGCCUUGAGCCACAUAACCAGCUCUGUACCGACGACUUUGCAGGCUGGCUUGCCCUCCAAACGAACCUCGCGCUCAAAGGCAUCAUCGGCAUUAAAGCCAUGAGCGAAUUCUCCGACUUGCUCGACCGCACCGGCGAUGCCAAAGACUUCCGCAAUAUUUCCGAAACCUACAUCACUAAAUGGCAAGACUAUGGUAUCUCGCGCGACGGGUCUCAUGCUAAACUUGCGUAUGACUGGUAUGGAAGCUGGACUACACUCUACUCACUCUAUGCGGAUGCGGUGUUGUGUUUCCAUCCAUCGAUGACGAACAAGUCUUCCACGAAAGUAGAAGGCUUUGCAUCCGGUCGUCAUCAACACCAGCAACCCCUCCAACCAGAAAAAGGCUCUAACGGCCGCACGCCAAUCACAGAAGACUUCAUACCAAGCUACGUGUACAAAAUCCAAUCAUCCUGGUACUCAGCCGUCAUGCAAAAAUACGGCCUUCCACUCGACUCCCGCCACCUCUACACCAAAUCUGAUUGGGAGUUCGAGGCCGCGGCUGUAGCAUCCAAAGCUGUACGCUCGGAUAUUCUGGAUCGUGUGGCAAAUUGGCUCAAUGAGACGGUUACGGAUAGGCCAUUCACUGAUCUGUACAACACAGAGGGUGAUGGAGGAUUCCCAGGGCCGAAUUUCUUUGCGAGACCAGUAGUCGGUGGACAUUUUGCUUUUUUGACGUUAGAGAGGGCUUGCGGGGGCAAGGCGGUUGAGGGUUUGGCUUUUUUGGACGAAGAUGGAAACGAGCCUAGACCCUAG